AUGGCUGGUCAUAAUGCGCCCAAAGACGACGGCCACCAGGAGCCACCGCCGAUUACUCCAGGAGGGGCGUACAGUAUCCAGACGGUGUCUGUAGGCUGCAAAGUCUAUGCUCGUCGCAAGAAUCCCGAUGGCGAACAGGAAGAACGACUUGCAGAAAUCCUUUCUAUCCGCGACAAGCCCAGUGGCACGUAUGGUGGCCACCCGAAGGCCGUCGUCAAGGAGGAGGAGUCUCAGGACUCCACGGACAGACUCGAGUUCUUCGUGCACUGGGACCAGUUCAACAAGCGGCUGGACGACUGGAUCUCGGGCUCUCGGAUCGUUCUGACCAGAGACCUUGAGUGGCCACGGCCCAAGGCACCGCCCAGUGCGAAGAAGUCAGCCGGGAAGAAAGCGCCGCCGCCAGGGAAGAGCCGUGCUCAGUCGCUCCUGAAAAAGGCGGCCACGUCUAACGCUCUCUCGCAUUCCAUAUCCAUAAAGACAGAGCCCGAGACACCACUCCCUGGGACGCCGAAUUUUGAGGGUGCCGCCAGUCCUUCUCCCGCGCCAAACGUGCCAUUGAAGCGGAAGGCCCCGCAUGAUGAGGAAGAGGAGGAGGACGAAGAUGCGGACCUGGACGCUGACGCGGACGGCGAGAUGGACGUGGAUGCUGAAGGAGAAGAGGUCUUUGACCUCGAUACCACUGGCACUCCGCCACCUCCUGCGCCUCUUGCUACCUUCAGCAAAGAACAGGAGAUUGAGAAGCUGCGGACGUCCGGCUCCAUGACGCAGUCCAUUUCGGAGAUCGCGCGAGUGAAGAAUCUCAAUCGCUUGCAGAUCGGAAAGCACGAAGUCGACGCGUGGUAUUUCAGUCCCUACCCGCGCGAAUUUGCGCAUUUGCCGGUACUGUACAUUUGCGAGUUCUGUCUCUCCUACCUUCCUAGCCAGUUCAUGCUCUCGCGCCAUCGUAAACGAUGCACCCUUCUCCAUCCACCAGGGAACGAGAUUUAUCGACACGAGGACAUUUCGUUCUUCGAGUUGGAUGGCAAGAAGCAAUUGGCAUGGUGUCGUAAUUUGAGUCUACUGUCCAAAUGCUUUCUUGACCACAAAACCCUGUAUUACGAUGUAACUCCGUUCCUGUACUAUGUCAUGUGCCACCGAGACUCGUCGGGCUGUCAUAUCAUUGGCUAUUUCUCCAAGGAGAAGGAAUCGGCGGACAACUACAAUGUCGCCUGUAUCUUGACGCUUCCGCAGCACCAGCGCUUCGGUUACGGCAAGCUGCUCAUUGAGUUCUCCUAUGAACUCAGCAAGAAGGAAGGGAAGCUGGGUAGCCCAGAGAAGCCGCUCAGUGACCUUGGGCUUCUGGGGUACCGCGCGUACUGGUCCGAAACGAUCAUCGAAUUGCUACUCAAUACGACGGACGAUAUCAGCAUUGAUGACAUCGCGCAGAAAACGUCAAUCACCCAUGCGGAUGUCAUGAAUACAUGUACGACGCUGCAAUUGUUCAAACACUACAAGGGCCAGCAUGUCAUCUCUAUUCCCGAGGCGCUCCAAGAGCGACAUAAGAAGAGAAUGGAGAAGCGCAGGCGGCGCAUCCAUCCAGAGUGUCUCCAAUGGAAACCGCCGGUCUUCACUCGAGAUCAGCUCAGAUUCGGCUGGUAG
Messenger RNA from Fomitopsis serialis, 1638 nucleotides. Its product is annotated as histone acetyltransferase ESA1. Gene Ontology annotation, molecular function: histone acetyltransferase activity. NCBI's taxonomy places the organism in Eukaryota, Fungi, Basidiomycota, Agaricomycetes, Polyporales, Fomitopsidaceae. Gene Ontology annotation, biological process: regulation of DNA-templated transcription. Bases 1 to 1638 code for a protein of 545 amino acids. The record is from RefSeq and is a predicted model, not a curated record. The transcript is spliced from 5 exons.